AUGAAUAGAGGUGAAUGUGAGGUAGGUAGGUGGCAUAUUUUAAUAGGUAAGUCUUUAACGGCGACCUCUAUUAUUAUUAUUUUAUUAUCUAUAUAUAACAACAAUCGCCGUGCCCUAUCAAUCAAUCAGCUGCUCAUUCACACACAUCAUCAGUCGAUUUGCUUUGCAGGGGUGUUCUGAGGUCAAUUCGAAUCAUCUUUUCUUAAUUUUCUUUUUGAUCUUCGUAAUCUCCGUUUUAUACACAACUGAUUUUGUGGAGAUCAGAUCACAUACAAACAUGGUGAAGGCGGUUGCGGUUCUUAGCAGCAGUGAGGGUGUUAGCGGCACCAUCUUCUUCAAUCAAGAGGCAGAAGGUGCUCCCACUACCGUUACCGGAGACCUUUCUGGCCUCAAACCUGGACCUCAUGGUUUCCAUGUUCAUGCACUUGGUGACACAACCAAUGGGUGCAUGUCAACUGGUCCUCACUACAAUCCUCAUGGAAAGGAGCAUGGUGCCCCCGAUGAUGAGGUUCGCCAUGCCGGUGAUCUUGGGAAUGUCACCGUAGGCGAAGAUGGUACUGCAAAAUUCACCAUUGUUGAUAAGCAGAUUCCACUGAUUGGAGCUCAAUCCAUCGUUGGGAGGGCAGUAGUUGUUCAUGCUGAUGCUGACGAUCUUGGAAAGGGAGGCCAUGAGCUCAGCAAAAGCACAGGAAAUGCUGGUGGAAGAGUUGCAUGCGGUAUCAUUGGAUUGCAGGGUUGAUCAUAUGCCAGGAAAUAAUCUGACUUCGACUAUCCUCAAGUGUUGGUAUUACUUCGUUUAAUAAACCGAUGCUCUGUGUUAGUUGAAUACUCCGAUGAUAUUUCGAGUUGAGACGUGUUUUGUGCAAUGACGAAUACUUUGGGCUUUUGAAUCUGUAGACCAACUUUAUAAUAAAAAUAAAUCACUUUUUUAAAAAAUA
Messenger RNA from Helianthus annuus (common sunflower), 938 nucleotides. Its product is annotated as superoxide dismutase [Cu-Zn]. The transcript has 9 exons. Gene Ontology annotation, biological process: removal of superoxide radicals. The record is from RefSeq and is a predicted model, not a curated record. The coding region runs from base 278 to 739 and encodes 153 amino acids. Gene Ontology annotation, molecular function: copper ion binding; superoxide dismutase activity. NCBI's taxonomy places the organism in Eukaryota, Viridiplantae, Streptophyta, Magnoliopsida, Asterales, Asteraceae.